AUGUCGACAGACUACACUUAUGACGAGCAGGGUCAAUUCUUCCCGUUCUUCAUCCUGACCCUCACCGGCCUCGUCACUCUUCCUCUCACAUACAACCUCCUCAAACCCACCAAGAACCUCGAAAACACCGCACCACGGAUAAAGUCGGAUUUCACCCCUGAACAUGCCGAUCUCAUCGAGGCCCAGAAGCGCAAACGCCUGCGCAAGGAAUACCGGGUGAAGCGUAUCAUCACCGUGAUCCUCGGGUAUGCGGUGAUGGCAUGGAUGGUUUACUUAAUCAUCGUUACUGCCAGAUCGACUCCCAAGAUUUGGGAUCCAUAUGACAUUUUGGGUAUUUCAAGGAGUGCCAACGAAAAAGCAAUUUCGAGACACUACAAGCGUCUUUCUCUCAUCUACCACCCUGACAAGAUCCGACCUGAUCCCUCCAAGAACGAGACCAUCGAAACGCUUAACGAGCGAUUCGUCGAGUUGACCAAAGCUUACAAGGCGCUGACCGAUGAAGAAAUCCGUAACAACUACAUUCAGUACGGACACCCGGACGGCAAGCAGAGCUUCAGCAUUGGUAUUGCUCUUCCGAAGCUUAUUGUCACCGAGGGAUACGGAAAGUAUGUUCUGCUGGUUUACGGAGGUCUGCUUGGUGUGCUUCUGCCGUACAUCGUUGGAAAAUGGUGGUAUGGUUCUCAGCGGUACACCAAGGAGCGCGUUCUCGUCGCCAGUGCGGGCAACAUGUUCCGGGAAUACAAGGAUGAUAUCACCGAUGGCGGCAUUGUGAACGCGUUAUCUUCGGGAGCAGAAUUCACUGAGACGCUCAAGGGAUCUCGGGCAGAUGCUGGCCUUGGGAAGCUUGAGAAAUUGGUUUUGGCUGAAGGUUCUACGUUCCUCUCCUCUCAGGACCGGGAAGCUAUCAAGCAGAUGGAUGAGUCUAGCCGAAGAAAGGCGCUCGCUUUGUUGUGGGCGUACUUGGGCCGUGUCGACUUGGAAGAUGCCUCUCUUAACGGUGAAAAAUACGAAGUCGCCCCUAUUGCGCUGUCUCUGAAUGAAUCAUUCCGCGCCAUCGCACUCGCUUUCGGCAACCUUCGUCCUAUGUUGAGCGCUUUCCGCACCUCGCAACAUCUAAUCCAGGCCAUUGCUCCAGGCGCAUCGCCGCUUUUGCAACUUCCUCACUUUACUGAUGAUGUUGUGAAGUCUGUCGAAGGAACUGACGCCAACGACCAUCUCACUGUUCAGAAGUUCAUGGACCUCAGCGAGGAGAAGCGGCGCAGUCUCACAGUUGGCACUGGUCUUUUGUCGCAACAGCAGUAUGAUACCGCGAUCCAGGUCGCCAAGCAACUCCCUGUUCUUGAAGUCUCCAGGGCCUUCUUCAAGGUUAUGGGCGAGAAGUUUAUCACCCCCAGCAGCUUGGUGCAGCUGGUUGUCAAGGGACGAUUUGUCCCCCCUGGCCACGCAAACGUUCCCGAAGUUAAUCCCGAAGAUCUUGAGGACGUCGACCCGGACGAGGACGAUCUCGACGCUCUUAUGGGCCGGAAACCCGCCAAGAACAAGGCCAACGGAGGAAAAACCGACAAGCUCGAGCCUGUGCAGCCCCCCCUGGCUCACGCGCCGUACUUCGCCCGCGAUCACUCGCCCCGGUGGCACAUCUUCCUGGCUGAUUCCAAGCAAGGCAAGAUGGCCGUGCCUCCUUUCACCUUCACUACUUUUGAUAAGCCGAUCGUCGAUGAGGCCGGCAACCCGACUUUCGACAUGCAAACUCUGAAGAUGCAGUUCCAGGCACCUCCUGGGGUUGGAGCGUUCACUUUUGUGAUGCACAUGACCUGCGAUAGCUACAUCGGCCUUGACAUGAAGCAGGAGAUCACACUGCAUGUCGAGGACCCGGCUAAGGCUGCUGCUCUUGGGGAGGAGGAUGACAUUAGUGAACCGGAUGAGGACUCGAUUGCCGGACAGAUGCAGGCUUUGAAGACAGGCCAGCCACCCAAGAAGGCGAGGAAGCCGUCUGACUCUAGCGAAGAGGACGAGAGUGAUACCGACGGGGAUGCGGGUGGUGAUACCAGCGAUACCAACACCGAGACUGAUGUGGAUGAUUGA
Molecule: messenger RNA, 2082 nt
Organism: Aspergillus chevalieri
Lineage: Eukaryota; Fungi; Ascomycota; Eurotiomycetes; Eurotiales; Aspergillaceae
Gene: SEC63
Product: J domain-containing protein
Exons: 6
Coding region: 1-2082 (693 amino acids)
Biological process (GO): post-translational protein targeting to endoplasmic reticulum membrane; SRP-dependent cotranslational protein targeting to membrane
Cellular component (GO): Sec62/Sec63 complex
Molecular function (GO): transmembrane protein transporter activity; RNA binding
Source: RefSeq, a predicted model, not a curated record